Necator americanus (New World hookworm) is the source of this 3456-nucleotide messenger RNA. RefSeq lists its product as uncharacterized. The transcript has 33 exons. Gene Ontology annotation, biological process: DNA-templated DNA replication. The record is from RefSeq and is a predicted model, not a curated record. The coding region runs from base 1 to 3456 and encodes 1151 amino acids. Lineage: Eukaryota; Metazoa; Nematoda; Chromadorea; Rhabditida; Ancylostomatidae. Gene Ontology annotation, molecular function: chromatin binding.
AUGGCUAAUUACGGUCAACGUGCUCCAACGAGAACCCGUUCAGGAAUUGGCACGCGGGAAAUGAUCAUGUUCAAUCCAUAUCUCCUUCGUCACUCCGAGAAUGUCUACAAUCCAGACGUAGGGCAUCAACGGCAGACGACAAUGGCUCCUGCUCCCGAGUUGGCUUCCAAGGAAUUCAAUAAAGUUGUUGAUCAACUGUGGAAAGAGAAAAAGGAUGACUAUAUCGAUUCACCGGAACAGUUUUUUAACGACAUCAACGAAAUGUUCGAGGAUAGAAAACUGUUCAUCUCAUUACACACCUCGGAAGUUUUGCCUGGUUAUCUCGUUUCUGCUCGGUGUAUGGUGCAAAAUACGCUUGCUCCAGAGUAUUUUCCGUUGAGUUGCACCGUUUCGGAUGGAACAGAGAAGAUUGAAACAACUGGUUGCCUUAGAGAUCAUUUUGGUGAAAAUAUCACGGACGUUGUUGAUCAUGGUAAUCACGGCUGCCGAAAUUGCUAUAAAAUGAUCAUGGUACCCGGAGCUGCUGAUUGGUGGAUUGAUGAGUUCAACCAAACUCACACUACCGCUUUAUGCAAGAACGAUGAAGAUCAGAUGGAUGUUGAAUCACCAGGACCUGCUCCUACCAAAGUGUCAGAGUUCAUAGCUAAGGUUUUUGACAACGGCGCGCCUGAGUUGAAACCAAAUACUGUUGUGGAUGUCUAUGGCUACUUAUCUGCGCCCAUCCACUCGAACAGUGACAGCGAAGGAUCGACGGCAGCCCCAAACCACUUCAGUGUGCACGUGUUGCGGUUUAAAGAAGUUACUCAUAUUCCUUCAACAGUAACAGAACCACGUACCCUACCUGAGCUAUGCUCUCUCCGUUCUGAAAUUGUCAAGGAAAUCUCAUCAGUGCUUGGCAGUUCUGCUGCUGCAGACAUUUUUGUUAAUUUUCUAGUAUCAACCACGUACUCUCGUCCCGGUGGGACUCCUCUCUGUUUCCUACCUCUAAAUAUUGUUGGAGUUGCUGAUGAGGAAUCUGCUGGUUCUAUCAUUAGCAUGGUCAAACAUCUCAUACCCAAGGUGAAGGUGUUAACCCUUACACCCGAUUUGUUGUGCAAGAAAAGAUUCGCUCCCGUGAAAAACUAUGAAGCUGACGAUCUCCUGCAGGGAGAGUUACAGUUGAGCAAUGGGACUGCCCUCAUUAUUGACGAAACUCAGCUGCCUGUGGGGUCAUUCCCAGUUAAUGGCUUCGUUGAGGAGAAUCUAAAAGUAUUGGAAGAUCUCAUUGUUGACCACCGGAUGCAUUAUGAUUAUGGCUUCUACAAAAUACCUAUGGAUGUCGACUACAAUGUAUUGAUAUUAUCGAAGAAGGAAUCGAGGUUUUUCAAGACUCCAUUCCGAAUUCCACUUGGAUCCUCUGGUGAGAUUCCUCCUUCAUUUGGAAAUAUUGAACAUAAACGCCAGUUCAUUCAACAGAGCCGUGUCAGUGUUAGCAAGGUCUCACUCAAGGACGAGGUUUCUAAGAAAAUCCAGGACAGUUUUGUUAGUAUGUGUUCUAGCUUGGACGCAAAGACAGAUAAGGCAGCACUUUUGAAUGAAAUGUUGAUUAUGUCGCGGUUAGUGGCUUCCUCGAAUGGCAGUGAAAGCGUCGAGUUCAAACACUGGGAACAUGCUAUUCAGAUCUCGUCAGCAAAUUCGGUGCUUAGCAUUGUGUGGAGUACCCAUCAAUACACUCUCAUGGUGCGUUUUGGUACCCUUCUUGCCGCAACAUUUCUAUAUGUAAAUGCCAACUGCCCACCUGGUUACACCGAUGGAAAUAACGAUAUCUGCUAUAAGGUUUACAGUAACCACUCCAACUAUUUCGAUGCCUCCUCUCAAUGCGAUAGUGACGGUGGUCGACUAGCAUCCAUUCAUAAUGCAUUUGUUGACCUUAUACAACAAAUGGCUGAAAAAGCAGCUUCUUUGGUUUGGUUAGGUUUAAGAUGCCCAGAUGCUACUGUCAGUAACUGCAAAUGGGACGAUGGUCAAGGAGCUCCAUAUCCUUACAAUGCAUUCCUCCAAGGUAAUCCAAGCAUAACUGGUGAAUGUGUGCUUAUGAUGAUAAGUGGAAAAGCCGAUGGACAAUGGAUUAGUGGCGAUUGCGAUAAUAUGCAGAUUGGAUUUGCAUGCCAAAUGGGGAAGCAAGGUAACUCUCCCCCUCCGCGGUACUUCGAUCGAUGCACGAUGUACAACAGUGUUGAGCUGCACCAGUGGAUCAAGACGACUGUAGAAAAAUCUAAAUAUUCGGAAUCACUCUUUAUUUUUGCUAUUGUUCCAUCAUGCGGUGACUACAACGAAUACGGAGGCAAAUGUUACAAAGCGUAUGAUGAACGGUUAUCCUACGAUGCUGCUGAGUCGUUAUGCAACGGUGAAUGUGGUCAUCUUGUAUCUAUUCAUAGCCUGAAUGAGAAUAUGAUGGUUUACGAUUUGUUGCCGAACAACGAAAAUUAUGCGAGGAUCGGCCUUAAGCAUUCGGACGUGUCAUUCGCGUGGUCGGACAACACCACUUAUGACUACGACAACUUUGGAAACUCUAACCCCGCUUUCGGUGAUUGUGUAGCCAUGUCAUUGAUUCCCGAACUAGUCGAAAAGGAGCGAUGGAUCACUAUUUCAUGCACAGUAGAAUUGCCUUUUGUGUGCGAAAGAGCACAAGGAGCCUGCCUCGGUCCAGCGACUACCUCCGUCCCAACACUAGCUCCGCCUACCUGCAAUGGCGCCUAUUUCAUGGAGGAAAACGGCACUUUUUAUUCACCUGGUUACCCAGCAUCUUACCACGAUUAUAAAACGUGCAUCUACGUCAUGACAGUCACCCCAGGGGACUUGGUGCAGAUUCAUUUCGUGGAUGUACAGCUCAGCGCUCCGAGCAUCAUCGAACUCUAUAACAAUUUUGCCGACGUCGACCCUUUCGAAAUAAUAAGCUCAGAUAUCCCUUCUACUAAAUAUUUCGCAUCAACAACAAACGUGAUGAAGAUGGCUUUUGUAGCUGGAAAUAAUGGGUCUGCAAUCAACAGAUGGGAAGCAGUAUUUUCAUCGAAAAGCAAAACAGUCACUACUAUCUCCACAGUCACUGUAACACCGUCGCCCUUGAAUCCAUCAGGAUGCAACGAAAAUUCCGUUGUUCCUUCUAAUAUCACCAGUCCGAGAUAUCCCGCCAAUUAUCCUCCUCUUACACAAUGCCGCUACCAGCUGACCAGCGACUCAUCCCACAGGAUUCAGUUGACAUUUGGAGCAAUAGACACGGAACAGUGCUGUGAUAUCAUCGACGUCUAUGAUUUCGAUGGAUCUCCGUACUAUCCGCUAUUGGAUAGGUUCAGUGGACAAAUCGCUGCAGGUGCUAAGGUGUUCAAGUCGUCGAUGAAUCAGUUGUUUGUGGAUUUUUAUUCGGACUCGAUUAAUCAAAGGAGUGGAUUCACGGCUGUAGCGGUUCCUAUUUUGUGA